Messenger RNA from Penicillium oxalicum, 4977 nucleotides. RefSeq names its product putative SNF2 family helicase/ATPase (Swr1) (gene swr1). Gene Ontology annotation, cellular component: Swr1 complex. The transcript has a single exon. The coding region runs from base 1 to 4977 and encodes 1658 amino acids. Gene Ontology annotation, molecular function: ATP-dependent chromatin remodeler activity; ATP binding; ATP hydrolysis activity. NCBI's taxonomy places the organism in Eukaryota, Fungi, Ascomycota, Eurotiomycetes, Eurotiales, Aspergillaceae. The record is from RefSeq and is a predicted model, not a curated record.
AUGCAAAACGGCAGCCCGAACAGCCCAUCACCGCGAGAUGAUUACCUGACGCCCGUUCCAGACUCUCCUGUCUUGGAAGCAGCCGCAUUGGAAAUUCAAGUUGACUCGAAGCCCUCCGAUGAGAUUCCCUCUGGUCCACCCGUCGAUGAGCCGCCUCCCCAAAUAGAAGGCCCGCCAUCAAAGAAGCGCCGUCUUACUGAAACGACCCCAUCGCGUCGGUCGACACCGAGGCCGCCUUCGCCACCAUGGAAGAAAGCCGGAAUCGAUGGACCAACUUCGUUCACGGUGGAGGGGCGUCGCCGAUCUUCGCGCACCAACGCGAUCCCGCUGGAGAUGCAACCCCAUUCCGACAAACGCCAGACUCGGGGAGGACAGACACAACAUACGCCGAAGAAUGUGCGCGAUGGCUCAAAGCCGGCAACAUCGUCACCGUUAGCCGUGGCGCAGUCUCGCGCCGGGGUUGGUAGCAAGGUUGGUGGCAAGGUUUUGUCUCAUGGAUCACCUCGGACAGGGUCGAUAAAGGCGGCCACAACUGGCAAGCUCGCAGCUUCGAAAUCGCUUUCGACGAAGUCCUCCUCUCAGUCCCGCACAAGAUCGCGAAGUUCUGUCAAUACCCAACGGACGAGCCGCCCGACAACAAACGGCGCAAGUCCCCGCCAGCUGCGCGAUCGCUCUUCUCUUUUAACAACCUCCCCCGAAGCUGGAGAUGAAUCCGGCGAUAUCGAGGCCGUGGAUCAAGAAGGGGAAGAAGGGCAGGUCAAGGUCCCACGAUUACGGAUCAAAGUCAAGAAGCCUGUCCCUCCCAUUCGUCACCCUGGUCACAUUGCCAGCAAAAAGUACGAUUCUUUCCGAGAGUGGAUGGACAAAGAGGAUGAACCAAGUCUCUUAUCUUCCGAAGAAGCCCUGGAAGAGGCUAAGCGGCGGCGUCUGGUGAUCGACGCAGCAAAUCCCGGUGGGCCUCUUAGUUCGGAAGUUUGCUCGGCUUAUAUCACCGAUCAGCAAGAAGAGCCGCCACCUCAAUAUUCACACCAGGACCAUCUCGUCGCACAUGUGCUGUAUUUCCAGAGACUGUUGGAGAAGGAGCACAAACGGCACCGACAGACAGCAAAACUAUUCGCUCAAUGGUGCGCAGAUGCAUACCGAAAGCGUCACAAAAACCCAGAGGAUAUUCUGCGUGAGCAGCAAGAGGAGGUACGGGGAAAGCGGAAGCAGGUGGUCAAGGAUCUCCAGAAGAUGUUUGAUCUGGUGCGUGCCGAAAUCGACCGCGCCCGACUGGCCCGUUGGGAGGAAGAGCGAAAAAUGCAAGACCAGCAAGCUCUCGACCGUGCAAUCAAAAAAUCUACGAUGCUUUUCGAGAAACGCCGAUCUGAGAUCCUUGGCGAGGCGAACAGCGACGUCCCUGCUACUAGCGAUGAUGAGGAAGAUGAUGAUUCGGACUCUGCAAUGAACUCAAGUGACUCCGAUCAUGAGAGCAAUAUGUCAUCCUCAGAGUCCGAAACGGAUGACGAUGAUGAUGCCAACGUGGACGAUGACGCCAGAUUGACUGCGGAAGAGCUCCGGUUGAAAUAUGCCAACCUUCCAGCCGAUGGCAAGCAAGACGAACAAUCUGUGACUUCUGAAAUUCCUCCUUCAGCAAUUGACAGCGAGCUUCUGCCCAGUGAACUGGAUUCUCAGGCCACUCCUGCACCUCUGGACGAUGUGGAUUCGGUUCUCAUGGACGAGAGUGACGAUGAAUCGACCGAUAUGGACGACGAUAUGGGUGAUAGCGACGAUGACAUGGAAUCCGAUGACGGGGGGUCCGAAGACGAAAGUGGAGGCGACGAGGACGACGAGGGUCCUGGACUACUCGGUUUCUUCUCGUCUAGAGAUCUUCCAGUGGCUAAAGGGAACACAGAAACGGAGACUGUGGAAGAUGAGGAAGAUGCGGAUGCUGAUUUCGAACAUCCCGCUGAGAGGUUUGUCCCUCCCGAUGGCCAUGACUCUUCGCGUGAAGGAACUCCAAUGGAUGUUGUGGAAGCCUCGGCGGAGCCAACACCGGCUGAGACGAAUGAUAUCUCGACGGUAGACACACCUCUGGAAGGUCAAAAUCAAGUGGCUGCAACUCCACAGGCGCCUUUGGAACCCACUGCGGAAUCAAAGAGUCCUAUUUGGACCGACCCGGAAGCCAAGCUUCAACCAGUGGAUGAGAUCCAGGAGAACAACGAGCCCGCUCCAGCAGGGGAACUCUCGAGCGAAGCGUCGCCGGGGACUCUGGCAACGAAACCAUCCGAGCCCGAGUCUGUCUCUUCGUAUGAGCCCACUUCAGAGAAGUUGCUUCAAGCAGACGACUCACCCGCACCGGGACUCAAAACACCCAUCCCGCAUCUUCUCCGGGGCACUCUCCGUGAGUAUCAGCACUAUGGUUUAGACUGGCUCGCGGGCCUUUACAAGAAUCACAUCAACGGCAUUCUGGCCGACGAGAUGGGUUUGGGCAAGACUAUCCAAACCAUUGCUCUGCUCGCACAUCUCGCGGUCGAUCAUGGUGUCUGGGGGCCUCAUCUUGUGGUUGUGCCCACCAGUGUGAUGCUGAACUGGGAGAUGGAAUUCAAGAAAUGGUGCCCGGGAUUCAAGAUCAUGACUUAUUACGGUAAUCAAGAGGAACGUAAGGCGAAACGUCGCGGCUGGACCGACGACAACGCGUGGAAUGUGUUGAUCACUUCGUAUCAACUUGUGCUCCAGGAUCAACAAUCUCUGAAGAGGAGAAACUGGCAUUACAUGAUCCUGGACGAGGCGCACAACAUCAAGAACUUUCGCUCGCAACGAUGGCAAGCUCUUCUUACGUUCCGGACCCGGGCGCGCCUUCUUCUCACCGGAACCCCGCUCCAGAAUAAUUUAACGGAGUUAUGGUCUUUGCUUUUCUUCUUGAUGCCUUCUGACGGAGACGGCAACGGCAUUGAGGGCUUUGCAGAUUUGCGGGACUUUUCAGAAUGGUUCCGCCGACCCGUCGAGCAAAUUCUAGAGCAUGGCAGGGAGACCAUGGAUGAAGAGGCCAAACGAGUGGUGACUAAACUUCAUACCGUCCUGCGUCCGUACAUCCUGCGCCGAAUGAAAGCGGAUGUCGAGAAGCAGAUGCCAGGCAAGUAUGAACACGUCAUUUACUGCCGACUAUCCAAACGCCAGCGAUUUCUCUACGAUGGGUUCAUGUCCAUGGCUCAGACGAAGGAGACUCUCGCGUCCGGCAACUUCCUUUCGAUCAUCCAUUGUCUCAUGCAGCUUCGCAAAGUCUGUAACCAUCCGGAUCUCUUUGAGACCCGACCUAUCUCAACAUCAUUUGCGAUGCCACGGUCUGUCGCAACAGACUAUAAUAUGAAGGAGUCACUUGUCCGUCGACGUCUGCUCUUUGAGCAUCCACUCACCAAAGUUGACCUGGACUUUCUCAAUCUUGCGCCCGUGUCAAGAGAAGACAUCUCGCGCAGACUUGCGGAUGACAGCAUUCGGCUGAUGGCCUACGGGCCGUUCAAGGCAUUGCGUGAGCGUCAAUACAAACGGACAAAUUGGCAGAUGAGCUUCGAUGGGUCCACCAUGGAGUCGACCCUGCAGUCUCUGGAGAAUGCCAGUCGGAAACGCAGAAUGGCAGAACUCGAACGCUGUCUGUACUUUGAAUCCAAGCGCCAUGGCCGCCGACCUGUGUACGGCAGCAGCUUGAUCGAAUUUUUGCGCGCGGGCACCAACAAGGAACAUGCCUUGUCCAAUGCCCCACUCCGUAAAAGCAACAUGGCGGAAUGGCUGUCCAGCCGGUCCUCUGUACUUGCGUCCAUGAUCUUGAACAUCGAAGAGCGCUCGCUCGAGAUGGAGGGCUACGUGCAGCGCUUUGCUUGCGUUACCCCGGCGGCUGUUGCGGCGGGCACCACUGAGGCCGCGUUGACCCCCGUGGAAACUCGCUUGCUCACCAACACCUCCAGCGACCAGCCUUACGAUCCGUUCCAUGAGGCGAGAAUGCGCCUGUCUAUCGCUUUUCCGGACAAGAGACUCUUGCAAUAUGACUGCGGCAAGCUCCAGCGGCUGGACAAGCUGUUACGAGAUCUCAAAGCAGGUGGCCAUCGUGCGCUGAUCUUCACACAGAUGACGAAGAUGCUGGAUAUUCUCGAGCAAUUCCUCAAUAUUCACGGCCAUCGUUACCUCCGACUUGACGGUACCACCAAAGUGGAAAAUCGACAACUGCUGACUGAGCGAUUCAACAGCGAUCCCCGAAUUCUGGCUUUCAUCCUGUCCAGCCGAUCUGGUGGUCUCGGUAUCAAUCUGACUGGUGCCGACACCGUCAUCUUCUACGAUCUGGACUGGAACCCAGCCAUGGACAAACAAUGUCAGGAUCGGUGUCACCGUAUUGGGCAGACUCGCGAUGUGCAUAUCUACCGAUUCGUGUCGGAGUAUACGAUCGAGUCCAAUAUCUUGCGCAAGGCCAAUCAAAAGCGCAUGCUUGAUGAUGUGAUCAUUCAAGAAGGUGAAUUCACCACGGAUUACUUUACAAAGCUUCGCGACGUGGAAGGUCUCCCUGAAGGAGAAGACGCGCUUGAUGGACAGGACGAAGCUAGUGCCGCGAUGGACCGCGUGCUCGGCAAUCGCGUCGCCAGUGGUGGAAAGGCGUUUGAGCAGGUUGAGGACAAGGAGGAUAUCGAUGCCGCAAAGAAUGCACAGAAGGAGCUCGAGCAUGCCGAUGAUGGCGAUUUCGACGACCGCACUCCUGCACAAGGCACUCCGGCCCAAGCUGGCACACCACUUCCCACCGAGGGAGGUGAUACGCCGGCGCCCACUGAUGGCGGUGAUGCUGCAACCGGAAAGGAAGCCACAGAUGCUGACCUUGAGCCGUGCCACAUUGAUGACUACCUGCUCCGCUUCAUGGAAUGGAACAUGCGUGACGAACCCUUGAUUCUGCCUGUGGACAAGAGCAAGAAGAGGUCCAAGAAGGGGAAGGAGCACAGAAUCAGACGGCGUCGCUGA